CCUCCACCCGCGCGCGCUGCUGCUGCAGUCGGGGGGAGGCGGCGGCGGCGGCUGUGGGCAGUGCGCGGGGUGCAGGCGGUCGCCGUCGGGGCUGAGGCGGCGGGCAGUGGGCGCAGGCUCCCCGGUGCCCGCCCCUCCGCGGGGGGGGGGGGGCGCGAGCGGGCGGCCGGGGGUGGGGGGGGCCGGCACCGCCGCCACAAAAUGAGCCUGCUGUCGGCCAUCGACACGAGCGCCGCCUCGGUGUACCAACCCGCCCAGCUGCUCAACUGGGUCUACCUGUCGCUGCAGGACACACACCAGGCGAGCGCCUUCGAUGCCUUCCGGCCCGAGCCGCCCGCCGGCGCCGCGCCCCCAGAGCUGGCCUUCGGCAAGGGCCGCCCAGAGCAGCUGGGCUCGCCCCUGCACUCCAGCUAUCUCAACAGCUUCUUCCAGCUGCAGCGCGGAGAGGCGCUGAGCAGCAGUGUGUACAAGAGUGCCUCUCCCUAUGGCUCCCUCAACAACAUUGCCGACGGCCUCAGCUCCCUCACAGAGCACUUCUCUGACCUGACCCUCACCUCCGAGACCCGCAAGCCCAGCAAGCGGCCCCCACCCAACUACCUGUGCCACCUGUGCUUCAACAAAGGACACUACAUUAAGGACUGCCCCCAGGCACGCCCCAAAGGCGAGGGUCUGACCCCGUAUCAGGGCAAAAAGCGCUGUUUCGGAGAGUACAAGUGUCCCAAGUGCAAGAGAAAAUGGAUGAGCGGGAACUCUUGGGCCAACAUGGGACAGGAGUGCAUCAAGUGCCACAUCAACGUGUACCCACACAAGCAGAGACCCCUGGAGAAGCCCGAUGGCCUGGACGUGUCUGACCAGAGCAAGGAGCACCCCCAGCACCUGUGUGAGAAGUGCAAGGUGCUGGGCUACUACUGCCGGCGCGUGCAAUGACCCGGCCGCCCACCAUGCCCCACCGCCCUCCUGCCAGCUGGAGAAGACGCAACCACCCUGCAUGUCCCCAAGUGUGCACGUGCAAGGGGGCAUCCUCGAAGGCUUACAGGUCUGGUGGGUGGGCUCUUAUGUUCUCGUAUGUUGACAAACAGUGUUAACUGACGUAGCUGCCGCCCCACAAGGCCCGCUCUCUGCGACUCUCUACAGGUGGGCCUGGGUCUGUGUGGAGGGGACAAGGUGAGCAGAGGUCAGCGCACAGGACCCCACAGAGCCUUCAGCAUCCCCCGCAGGCUCUCCUCUGAGACUCCCUUUUGGGUGAGCAGCCUUACAUUGGCCACAAGUGCACUAAAUUUACUGUGAAUCCCAGAGCCUGCAGGGGACGGUCUCCCAAAACCAGCCAGGUGGCCUUCUCCCACCCAGAACCUUCCAGUUUGCCCUGUGUGAAAAGCCACUCUUGGAAAGCCCUAAUUUUCUAAGUCAGUGCUCAUGGCAAGCUGACUCCUGUUCUAGCAGCUGCUGGGGAGCGGGCAUCUCUGCCCCCUGCCACUUUGAGCCCCAAACCUGACUGCCUCUGAAGCCACUGGCAUUGCACCUGGGCCCCGCACAUCUCCCCUCCCCCCACACCCCAGAGGUCAGGGAUGGGGAGGCACUGAAUGUUGGACGGUGCUCCAGCGUGUGACCUGGGGCACAGAGGGCAACGCCCCCUCCCCCACCACAGACUUCCCCCACGCGUUUGGAUUUUGCCAGCCCUAUCCCCUUCCCUUCUCCUUCCCCUCUCACCCAUGCUGGGGAGCCACACCCGGCAGGAGGCUAUAGGACCCAGCAGGGAAACCACUCUGGCAGGAAGGACCCAGGCCUGGCAGUCCAAAGACCUGGGUUUUAAUGCUGACCCCGCCACUGAUGCACUACAGAGCCUUAAGAAGGAUUCUCACCUCUGGGCCUCUGUUUCCCCACUAAGAGAAAGAGAGAGUGACACCAGAGAGGCCCAUUUCUGUCCUGAUGUUCUGGAAUUCUGCCUGGCUGGGUGCCAUCUCCUGGAGCAGAGAGCUUUAUUUGGAGAGUUUCCCCAGGCUCCCUACCCAUCCCCUUCCCACUAUCACCCGUCAGUCAGUCACUUAAGAAAUCAGGUGGAGAGAUGCAGGUCCUCCCCUGUUGCCCCCUGCAACCCCAGCCAUGUCUUUUGUCCCCUACCCUGCAAACGUGAAGGAGAAAGGUCUCCCCCUCCUUACAGGGCAACCCCAAGACAUGCUACAGAACCUCUGGUUUGCAAAGUGGAGACAAUGAUUCCUACCUCCCGAGGGGGCGGAGAGGCCUCCUGGCAUUCACACUGGCCAGGCCUGCCGAUGCUGUCCCGGCUAGUGGGAAGGAUUGCCUUCCUCUCUGCUCUCUCCCCCAUGAGAAGCCCUAUUUGCUUUGUCAUAUUACCCUUCCUUUCUCCCAGGGCUGGGUCCUUUGAUGUUGCCCCAACAUUAUGCCUCUGUGGGAAAAAAAGAAAAAAAAAAUCAGACCGCGGAAUGGGCCUGAAAUUCAGUGUUUACCACGGCUCAAGGACACCCAACCUGGGGCCGGUCGUCUUUGGUUUUCAAGUGAAAAUGCUUUGUACAACUGAGGAGUUACAGCAAAGUGUUAAUCAGGGGUCCAGGGAGUGAGUUGGAGAGAUGGAGUUGAGAGUAUUUGCAGCCAGAGGGCUGCAGGGUAGAUUGGGAGGGGGGGGCCAAGCCCUCUGAGCACUUAGGAAGGGUGUGUGUGCUCCAGCCUGAGCCCUGUAGCUGCCUCCCUCCAGGCCUGCAGGGGCAGAACGCCCGCCACCAACUGUGAACGUGCUUACCGCCCACUGAAGAAUCCCUCUGCUCCCUGCCUGCUCUACUGUGUCAAGGUGAGCCAGAGUCACCCUGGCCCUGGGUUCUCUGUCCCCGAGAAGCUGUCACUGUCAGUCAUCCUCGUGUCCCUCUAAAGAGAGCAUUCACAGGGGUGGCAGUGUCCUGGUUUCCACUGCGAGGACAAGGCCCCAAGACUUCCAGGGACCUGGCCCCACAGGGAGGACCUGGGCUUCUGGGUGCUUGGGCUGAGGUUGUGCGGGAAGUCCACAUCCUAGAAAGAACCCAGGCUCCAGACUCCAGAAGGAAUAUCACCCCAAAGUGACCUUUGCAGUAGGUUUGUCCAGCUGGCAGUCACUACCGCUGCCAUCUGUGCAGAAUCAGCCACUGUGGGGGGGCUGGGCCCUCCUGCCUGGGGCAGCCCUUCCAUACUGCCUCCGCCCCCUGGCUGAAUUUGGGAGCUCUGUGUGGUCAGCAAAAGCCACUGCUGUCCAGGCUGGUGCUGUGAGAAUUAAGUGCUCAGAGGGCCUGGGCGUCCAGGAGACAAGAAAGUGUGUGGUUUCAGUAUGUUCAAAAGGGACAAUCGCUUGCAGUUAGUAGAUCUAGCGAUCUAGUUGGGAGAUAAUGGUGUUUACCCCAUAUGAAGUAUUCAAUAGUUCUACUUGUGAAUUUGUAUUUAUUUUGAGUUAUACUUGACACAGAAUUCCUUUUUUUUUUUUUAAAGAAAAAUACUAUGUGUGUAUUUUGAAAAGAAAAUUCAUGGAUGUUAAAAUUUCUGCAUGGUUUCCAAUUUUUCUCACAACACUGAAUUUGUUACCUUCUCCCGAAAAAUCUUCACAGUGAUUUUUGUCUGUAUAUAUUUGAGGGCCUUUUUUUAAAAAAAAAAAAGAAGAAAAAGAAAAAGACAAGAAAAAUAUAAUUACUUGAUUUUUGAGAUUUAAAAUAAACAAAAGGAGAGGCAUUUUCAAAACUUCAGAGCUUUCAGGAGGGCAGUAGAAUAUCAAAUGAAGAUUUCUGAAAGUAUUUUUUGCAAACCUUCUGGUUGAGCUGCAAGAAAAUAUUUAUGGUGAGAACUUUUCUCUUUUUCCUGUUUUUUUUUUUUUGGUUUGAUUUUUUACUAUGCUUUGGUCUGUAAAAAGUCUGCAACUGAAUUACAUUAAGGAAAUAUUGUCUACAUAGAAUAUUAUAUGAAGUUGGUACAUAAUUCUGAUGAGGAAAAAAAAAUCUUUGCAAUUCUUUAAGCCAUAUUAUUGUUAUUCUCUCUUGUUUGCCUUGGAUGAAAAUAUCAGUAUUAAGUAGUCAGCAUAUUAUUCAAGUGCUUAUACUUAUUAAUAUGUUCCUGUCCUGUAUUUAUACAUAUGUGUAUUUUGGAAAGUAUUGCCUUUUUGGAGGGAAGCUAUUAUUAGAUACUUAGUGAAAAAGGGAAUGGGGAGCUCUUUGAGCCUCUUCAGCUGAGGAUAACACAGCACUAUAAUCCAUUCUCUUGCACCUUCUUAUUAUUAUCUUGUUAUUAUGGUUAUUAAUCUUGUGGGGGGGCAGGAGUGAGCUAGGGGAACAGGGGGCAUGUGACUGACUAGCCCCUCUAUGGUUGGCCGGCUCCAAAGAUGGCCUCCUUGGCCUGAUCCAGGGCUUCCGGUCAGAACAGCCCAAAGAGGGAAGAGGAAGACAGACUUCACACCGUCCCUUUUGGAGCUUUGCCAUCUGAGCCAUGCCCCAGGUCCCCAUGCUCUUUGAACUUGGAUUUGUCACCCUGCCCUCCACCAUCUAAUGGACUUGAAUCUACUCGAAAUGAAUAUUUAACCCAGCAUCACUACAUCAUAGCCCAGAGCGACAGCUAACCCUGAAAUCUGGGAGGCGUCCAGCCUUGGGGAAUUCAUCGCUCUUUGUUGCCAACCUCACUCGACGUCCUCCACUCGCAUGUGGUGACCCUGUCCAUGUCUGUAUCUGUUAAUAUGUGUGUGUCCAGCUAGAAAGACAAACAGAACCCGUGGGCCAGCUCGGAGGGUGCGUGGAGGAGGCUCCCGACCACUCCCGUGGGCCGCCCUCGGGAUGGCAUUCCGUUGUGUGCCUUAUUCCUGGAGAAUCUGUAUACGGCCUGCCUAUAGAAAUAUAGCCUUUUCAUGCUGUAUUAAAAGGACUCUUAAAAGCAA
This is a messenger RNA of Phacochoerus africanus (Common warthog), 4894 nucleotides long. RefSeq names its product zinc finger CCHC-type containing 24 (gene ZCCHC24). The transcript is spliced from 4 exons. Lineage: Eukaryota; Metazoa; Chordata; Mammalia; Artiodactyla; Suidae. Gene Ontology annotation, molecular function: nucleic acid binding; zinc ion binding. Bases 202 to 927 code for a protein of 241 amino acids. The record is from RefSeq and is a predicted model, not a curated record.